Molecule: messenger RNA, 1041 nt
Organism: Colletotrichum godetiae
Lineage: Eukaryota; Fungi; Ascomycota; Sordariomycetes; Glomerellales; Glomerellaceae
Product: S-adenosyl-L-methionine-dependent methyltransferase
Exons: 9
Coding region: 1-1041 (346 amino acids)
Molecular function (GO): methyltransferase activity
Source: RefSeq, a predicted model, not a curated record
AUGAGUAACGCUGAGACCGAUCGUCCCACGGUCGCAGGCCCGGUCAUCGUCGCUGAAGAAGGGCAUUGGGAUGACAGUUCUUCAGACCAUGGAUCUAGCUUUGCCUCGUCGACCACCAGCCUGAACAGCUCCAUCUUCCAACAUCGACUUGAAAAUGGCAGAACUUACCACAAGUACAAAGAUGGCAAAUACCAUUGGCCAAACGACGAGAAAGAAUCCGACAGACUGGAUCUGCAGCAUAAUUUGUUUCUUCUAACUUUCCACUACAAGCUGGGUCUCGCUCCGCCCAGCGCCCCAGAUUCUGGGGUCAAGCGCGUUCUCGAUCUUGGUACUGGCACCGGUCUUUGGGCGAUCGAAUUUGCAGAUGAGCACCCUGAAGCCGAGGUUUACGGCGUUGAUCUCUCGCCUGUUCAGACCUCAGCAAUUCCUCCCAACACCAAGUUCGAGGUCGACGAUAUUGAGGAGCCAUGGACGUACCAUGUGCCUUUCGACUAUAUCCACAGCAGAAUGAUGACAUCCAGUAUUUCCGAUUGGGUCAAGCUUUUCAAACAAGCCUUUAAGCACCUCGAGCCUGGCGGAUAUCUGGAAAUUCAAGAAGGCGAUCUUCACCCUCAUUGUGAUGACGGCACCCUCAAGCCAGACCAUGCAAUUGAGAAGUGGUUGAAGCUUCUCGGUGAGGCCAUGGAGAUUUUUGGAAGACCUUUUGUGGACAUCCCUGGUCUCGUAGCAGUCAUGGAAGAAGUCGGAUUCGUUGAUGUGACCAUUGAGACAUACAAGUGGCCUGUCAACGAAUGGCCCAAGGACCCUCACUACAAGGAGAUCGGGGCAUGGACGCAUGCCAACUUCAUGGAAGGUCUCGAGGGCUGGACAUUGGCGCCCUACACCCGGGCGCUGAACUGGACGAAGGAGGAGGUCUUCGUCUUCCUGGCGGAGGUGCGGUCCGAACUGAAGAACCGGAACAUUCAUGCCUACUGGCCAAUGAAACCUGGAGAGAAGAAGAAGGCGACCACGACGACGGAGGAGCCAGCGACGCAAGAGUGA